AGUGAGCAAAGUUCAAGGUCAGCUGAGAAGUCAGUAACAAGGAACCUUCCUGAGUAACAGAAGUUAAAAACCCACGGAGUGUCUCAGAUAACCUCCUAGAGACUAGAAGAAAUUUUCAACAUGUUAUCCACAAAAAAGAAGGAUUCUGGCAGCAAUCUGAUUGAAGAAGAAAAUGAUGAGAGUGAGAAAGAGGUUGAAAAAGAAAAUGAAAGUAAAGAAGAAAAUGAAACACCGACAGCUAAUGGUGAAAAUCAAGCUGAUGUAGAUAAUGAAGGAAUAACCAUAGUCGUCCCUACUUUAGGAAGUAUCAAUGCAGGAGGAGAUGCAAAGAACAAAGACACAAAUGGAGACAUAAAAGCUACAAAGGAGUCACCUAAGUCAGCAAAACCAAGAAAAAAGCGUGAAUAUAAACUCAAGGCAUUUGUGGGAAUUCUGUUUGUAUUUAUAGUGAUUGCAGUGAUCCUCAUUUACCACUUUUAUCAUGAACAACAGUACCUUAUUGAGAUUGGCCGCAAAAUUCGCUUUCAGGAAGACACUAGGGUUUUACACAUUGAUCGGAUCAAUGUAAAUGAAGACAAUGUAAGAGAUGACAUUCUUUUGGGAAAUCUUGGUUUGAAUAUUCCAUACCAUUCCCUGCCAAGUAAAUGUUCUUUAGAAGAAGAUAAAACCACAGAACUAUGUUUGAAGUGGAAAUACUAUGCAAGGCUAGAAAUCAAAUAUGAAGUUUUAGGAGGAAACAAAUGCUACAAUAUUUCAUGGGAAGGGCUGAAUCCACUCCAUGAGCCUAAAGACUGCUUUAACUUAGACAGUGGGCAUUGGUAUGGUAUGGGUGAGCUUGACCCCCAGAUGUGGCCACUAGAGAAAAAGCAUAUAAAACUUUCACCUUUCCUAUCAGGAAGGAAUAGACUUGGGGACCGUUUUGGACAGGUAUUAGAACGUUACCUGUUACAGUCACAGGGAGCUGUUUUGGUUGUUGACUAUGAUGUCCCUUUGCACGUUAGUCUGAAUCAAAACAAUGAUAGCAAACUUUGCCUCCAUGGCCGCUUCCAAGAUUCCCCAUUUCCAGAAAUCAAUAGAACCAGAACAGACACAAAUUUUCUCAGGUACAGGAUAUGUGUUGGUCAUAAUGCAAGGAAGGUGCAGGAGUUUGCACUGCAGUCACUACUACCCACACCAAGAAGCAAUAAUAACUAUAAUAUACUCAAACCCAUGAUUGACAAUCCUGUGUGGACAAUGACACACAGAGGUGAGCUUAAACAGGAUAAAGUGCUUGACUUUGCGAGAAAAAUCAAAGAAAAUGAUUUUCAUAGCAGCUACUUAGAAAUCAGUGACCACUGGCAAGCAGUGCAUGGGGACUUGAUUUUUGAUACCUCCAAAUUCCCAAACAUCUCAAUGCUAUCUGGGCAACUAAAAACUAUGGGCUUUAAGUUGGCCUUGUGGAUCCACCCAUUUGUGAAUGUGGAGUCAAAAGCAUUUGUUGAAGGAGUUUUUAAAAAUUACUGGGUGCGUGGCCCAAAUAACCAGGUCAGUGGCUUAACCCUUUCCCAUGAUGAUGAGGUGGCUGCCGUGUUAGACCCUACAAAUGGGGAUGCUACUGCAUGGUUUCAGCAGAAGCUGGGAGACCUUGCACAGACCUAUGGAAUAGACUCUUUUACCUUUGGGGGCAAGGGAUUGCUCCCUGCUAGUCCAACAUUUGAGAAUCCUUUGAGUGAUAUUGAUUACUAUACAAAGCUGUAUGCAGACAUGGUGGCCGCCUUAAAUAUGCCAGUACAGCUGGAGGCUGCCUCUAGAUCACAGCAUUUGCCAAUUGUUAUAAAAAUGUUUGGAAGACAAACAAAUUGGGGCUAUAACUUUGGCCUCAAAAGUGUCAUCCCUACAGCUCUAGCUUUAUCUGUGUUGGGUUAUUCUUUUGUAAUCCCUGGGAUUAUUGGGGGAAAUGCUGAUCUAAAUACCAUGGAUAAAGAAUUGUAUAUCAGGUGGAUGGAGGUAGCAGCAUUUAUGCCUGUGAUGGAAUUUUCUGUUGCUCCUUGGGAGUUGGAUCCUGAGACAGUGAUUAUUGCUAAGGAUAUGAUCAAUAAGCAUAAGACUGUCGUUGUACCUAGAAUCCAAUCAUAUUUAUUUGAUUUGAAUUGUUCUCAAAUAUGCCCUCCAAUUAUCCAACCCCUGUGGUGGAUUGCUCCAGAUGAUGACACUGCACAGACAAUUGAUUCUGAGUUUCUUGUAGGGGAGACCCUCCUUGUUGCCCCAAUUUUAGAAAAGUCAAAAAAGACCAGGGACAUCUACUUUCCAAAGGGAAUCUGGAGAGAUGAAAUUCAAAGAAAUUCCAUAACCGGUCCAAAGUGGAUGAAAAACUAUCUUGUAGAGUUGAAUCAGAUUGCAUAUUUUACAAUGGUUUCUUGAAACGUGACCUACAUCAAAAAUUCUAAUUUUUAUUAAAAUAAGCCUAGAUCUAAGUAAUUGCUUUGAAUCGCCCUUUUACACUUGCUGCUAUUGGACACCACUAGCACUAAUGGGGAAGAUGGUACUAUCUACCCUGCCAUAGUAAACUGUUUUAUAUAACAUUAGAAUAUUUCAGAAACUUUAUACUUGAUGACCAUUGCCUGCUAUCAGACUCAUUGGAGCAUGUGUUCUUCACAGCUGAGGGUCCACAGUAAAAAGAAGUAAUGUUUAAUAUCACUUGGGACCCUACUAGUAGAUAUCCCAGAGUGGGGUCUGUUUGUACACAUACUGUACAUCAACCAUGACAGAAAUGACCAAUGUGCAAUUAGUUCAGGCAAGAAAAAUCCUACAUGAAUUACAGCGAUGCUGACAUUUUAACACUUUGAAUAGGUGGAUUGAAUCUAAUUUAAAUGCAUUUUUUUUUUGAAAAGUAUGCACAUUUCAACCCCUAGUUUGUAAAAUUAAGAUUGCAAUCAUCAGAAUGAAUUGGCAGAAAUCAAGAUUUUCUAUUAUGAUAUGAAAAACUUGCUCAUUUUUGCAAUUUAUUAGAUAAAAUUAGGAUAUGCCAGUUUAUUUAUGUAUCAAAAAAAUUAUAUGCAUUUCCCCUUUUUAUACUGAUAAGUGAUAGGUUUUUUGUAACUUGUUAUUGUUAUUUGAGUGAAAUCGGAACACGCAGCUGCUAUUUUUUGAAAAAAAUAUGCACAAAGUGCUAAGUUAUGUUAUUUUAUUGUUAGUCAUAAUAUUUAAUGAUUAUUAAGUGUUUGCAUUUUUUGUAAUUGUUUUAUAAAUAUAAGUGAAAUAUCUCAAUCAUUGUACUAAUGAUGGUGUACUGUGUUAAUUGCCAUUUUAACAGCUGAGAUUGAAUAAAUACAUCAUAUAUUUUCAAAUU
Lingula anatina is the source of this 3328-nucleotide messenger RNA. Its product is annotated as alpha-galactosidase MYORG. Gene Ontology annotation, biological process: carbohydrate metabolic process. Gene Ontology annotation, molecular function: hydrolase activity, hydrolyzing O-glycosyl compounds. The record is from RefSeq and is a predicted model, not a curated record. NCBI's taxonomy places the organism in Eukaryota, Metazoa, Brachiopoda, Lingulata, Lingulida, Lingulidae.